Molecule: messenger RNA, 744 nt
Organism: Colletotrichum chrysophilum
Lineage: Eukaryota; Fungi; Ascomycota; Sordariomycetes; Glomerellales; Glomerellaceae
Exons: 2
Coding region: 1-744 (247 amino acids)
Source: RefSeq, a predicted model, not a curated record
AUGAGCCUCGCCAGCAUAGAUCUCAGUUGCCCCUUCACCCGCUCCUUCCACAGAUUCAACGAGCUCCCGCCGGAAAUCCGCAUUCGCAUCUGGCGUCUGGCGGUGCCCCGGCCUGCCGUGAUCGAACGCGCCAUGAACUAUAGCCUCAUGGAGCACACCCUUCACCGCCAAGCGCCGAUACCCGCGGUUUUGCAGGUUUGCCGAGAAUCUCGUGCGGAGCUACUCUAUGAGAGGGAGCACCGCCGGGGUAGAACGCAAGAACAGUUUGAGCUGGUGCACUCGUCAGGCGCAAGCGGAAGGGGGGCGUAUGUCAAUUGCGAAAAGGAUACGCUCUAUAUCUAUAGAGCUCCUCCCCGCGCCACCAUGCCAGACGCAGCAAACUUUGCCAACAUCCAGCACCUCGCCAUGGACUGGGGUCUCCGUCCGUGCUGGGUUCAGGGGCAGUGUCUAGUUGGCAUCCACUUUAUACGGCAGUUUCCCUCUCUCAAGACGCUCACUCUCCUCGUGACGUUCCACGUCCACGCAUUCGGCAGUUCCGAAGAUGGCGAGUUCGCCUCCAAAGUCAAGCAGCAAGAGCGGAUCCAGCGCCGCCGCGCGCUGUGCGAGAUCAAGUCCUGGGUUAUGGACGCGAUCAGAGAGACGAAGGAGUCCUUGCCAGAUUGGAAGGCACCCGAAGUGAGAGCCGUCCGGAAGACUGACUACUGGACUGGUGGCAAGACGAGCACCCCGCGCCCGAUUGUUUAG